AAAAAAUGUCAAAAAAUGACAAAAAACGUUGUUGAUUAUUCUCGGAUGUUGUUUUUUGCAAGUUUUCCAAUUUUUCUUUCAAAAUAAAAGUUACACAAGUUAAAAGUAAAUGAAAGUUAUUGAUAGAAUUCGUAGUUUUGGCACUUAAUUAUAAAUUGCGUGCAAUUGUAUAUUAUAUAAUAAAAACAAAAAGUUAUUGCCCAUCUCUGCUUUGGUUAACCUCAUCAAACAAAUUUUAGUAAUUUUAUAAAGUUCUAAUGAAAUAGGUACAAUGGAAGCUGAUUCAACUACGAACGAUGGCAGCUCAAAGACAAAUGAUAUUGAUAUCGUGCCAUUUCCAACUAGCAAGGGGAAUUUGCAACUCUUCACUGAGCUGACUGGUUCGUCUGGAAAUAAAAACCUUGAGAGUCAGAUAGUGGAGAGACUUCAAACUUUUGGGCUUCUACCCAGUUCAGUCAGGUGUCCUUCGAACAAGCCAGACUGCCAAAUAGUGUGUAAAGCAGCAAGGGUUAUAGACAGAGUGCAAUGGCACUGCGAAGGCUGUGGCAAGAGGCAGCCAGUCCGAAUAUCCUCCUUUUUCCUGCGCUUGCAGUGCUCCUUGCAGCAGGCCCUGCAGAUGAUGCUGGCCUGGUGCGAGGACGCUGAUUGCUAUCAUGCAGCUGAGUAUUUUGGUGUAAAACAGAAAGUAGCUACUAUGAUUUAUGACAAGUUGGAUGAGUUAGCUGUGAAGGAACAAAGCAAGUUGCUUCUCGGUGGAGAGAACAGUGUGGUUCUGGCAGAAAUGUACCCGGAUUGCUUGAACCGCCUGUCGCCAGAUACAACUGAUCAAGCGCAUGUCCACAGAAUACUAAUGCUUGCUGACACCAAUCAUAUCCCAACAGCAUACAAACUUCAUGUGAUAAGGGAUGACUUGAAAAAGCUGUCAACAGGUCCACAUAACAGUCAGUCCCUCCAAGCGGAGAUCGCCGAACUGGUCUCGAGCGUGACGUCGCCGGGCUCGCUGCUGGUGGCCGGUGAGGGCGUGGCGCUGCCUGACGCCGCCUGCCUGCAGCAGCUCACGCAGCACUGUGACCUCGACAUGCAGCACUUCUUGACCACACGUAUAUGGCGGCAGGCCGUGACGCUGUGUAGCGCGUCACGUGACCUCUGCUCCGGCGCCGGGCCCGUCGCGUGCGCGGGCGCAGUCCAACGCUACCUCGAUGCGGCUCUGUUCCGUGUAAGCCGCGGUGGCUGUUAUAGGGGUCUUUUAAACCUCGUGGCAGCUUACUACAAGGACUGUGACGAGUAUAGUGACGGCGCGUGA
This is a messenger RNA of Ostrinia nubilalis (European corn borer), 1303 nucleotides long. RefSeq lists its product as uncharacterized. The coding region runs from base 272 to 1303 and encodes 343 amino acids. The transcript has 7 exons. NCBI's taxonomy places the organism in Eukaryota, Metazoa, Arthropoda, Insecta, Lepidoptera, Crambidae. The record is from RefSeq and is a predicted model, not a curated record.